AUGUUUCGCGCCCGUCGCUAUAGAGCUCUUCUUGUCUUUGCUGCCGUCUUUCUUCUCGCCUUUUUACAUUUUGCCCGAUCGCGCGACUGGUCCGACGCGACUCCCAUCGAGGCACCCCAGCUCGCUCGUCCCAUUUCACCAGUAACCCCAAAUACAACCCCUCAAGGAAGUGACAGGUUUGCGCCUGCUGUGCCAGACUAUAAUUCCCAUGGAUCAAGACCAGAUCAACUCAGUGCGCCAAGUAUUGAGAAGUUACCCUUGAAGGAGGAGACCACGGGGAGUGGGACGGGAUCCACGUCUAACCUCAAUUCCAAUUCUAAUUAUAUCAACAAUAACAAGGAUGUGGAUACCAGCAAGGGCUCCACUACAUCGGAGGGAAAGACCUCGAAAAUUAUCACUCCAGAGUCUGGAAGUAAAGCACUGACAUCUGAUAAGGAUGUGGAUUAUUUACUGGAAGAGAUCGAUACCGGUGGUACAGGCAAGAUGUCUGUCCUCCAUCAUGAAACAGAUGCACCUCCAGCACAUUGGAGGAAAUUCCCCGAACGAUUCCCUGUCUCCGCAGCUGAGCUCAUCAAGCUUCCGAAAGAGCGCGCAAAGUCCAUGCCCAAGUUACAGGCGAAACUUAAAGAUGAAACCACGCCCGAUAAGCAGGAACGCCUGCAGCGGCUCAGCACGAUCCGGGCGGAGUUUAAGCGUGCGUGGCUUGGAUACAAGGAACUUGCAAUGGGACAUGAUGAACUCAAGCCGUUGUCUGCUGCGUUCGAGGAUCCGUUCAAUGGAUGGGGUGCGACGUUGGUUGAUUCGCUUGAUACGUUGUGGAUCAUGGAUAUGAAAGAUGAGUUCUCUGAGGCGGUGGAUGCUGUGAAAAAGAUUGAUUUCACGACAUCUCCCCGUGAGGAUAUUCCUCUUUUCGAGACAGUCAUUCGAUACCUUGGUGGUCUGAUUGGUGCUUAUGAUAUCUCGGGACAACGAUAUGGUGAGCUUUUGGAAAAAGCGGAGGAACUCGCUGAGGUCUUGAUCGGGGCAUUUGAUACCCCUAACCGUAUGCCUGUGUUGUACUACCGCUGGACCCCGGACCAUGUUACUCGCCCCCAUCGGGCUUCAAAGGCAGCCGGACUUGCAGAGAUCGGUUCUUUGUCUUUGGAAUUUACUCGAUUGGCUCAGUUGACCCAGCAAGACAAGUACUAUGAUGCCAUUGCACGGAUCACGAAUGAGCUUGAGAAGCUACAGGAUGAGACGACCAUUCCAGGUCUGUGGCCCAUGCGCGUCAAUGCCCAGGGUUGCGCCAAGUACAAGCCUCAGCAGGUCAACCACAACUCAAAAGAGGAACCUCGCUCAGAGCCGCAGGUCCCUCUGGCGCCUACGGAACCAGAGAACACUACCACAACUAGUGCUACUACCACACUCCACAAACAUUAUACCGCACCUACGGAUGUGGAGAGCUAUCUAAAUCUAAUCUCCCGGGACUUUUCCGAUAUAGACCUCUCAGAGGCUGAGCCUGCCAACUACCACCACACCUCCGUUGCAGCAGAUGCGGAAGACCAGCUUGACCACGAAUACAAGUGUGACGGCGGACUGCUACUGCCCACCGCAAUCCGUGAGAACAAAUACACCAUGGGAGGAAUGGCCGACUCCACAUACGAGUACCUACCAAAGCAGUAUCUUCUACUAGGAGGUGCAAACGACCAAUACAAGCAGAUGUACAAGAAAGCUAUUGACGCAGCUCGCAAGAACCUUCUCUUCCGACCCAUGAUCAAGGGCCAACGCGACAUCCGGUUCAUGGCAUCAACUUCCAACCUCGAUCCCUCCAAGAAGAAUGUCGACAUGGCUACCAACUUGAUAUACGAGACUCACCAUCUGACUUGUUUUGUCGGCGGAAUGGUCGCAGUCGGAGCCAAGGCCUUCGGAAUCGAAGGAGACCUCGAUCUCGCAUCAAAGCUAACAGAUGGUUGUGUAUGGGGAUACGAGUCCACAACCACAGGCAUUAUGCCCGAGCGAUUCCGCGUUCUACCCUGUAGCAAGGAAGCAUCCUGUGAAUGGGACCAAGCGCGGUACGACGAGGAAAUCAAAAAGUUUGGCCAUGUGCGCGAUUCCGCCGCUGAGGCUCAAUUCCGAAGUGGCGAGAGUUCGUAUGGUCAGCGCGUUAAGAUGGGCACUGAUUCCAAGAGCCCGGAACCCAGUGGAAGCAUGGCUGUUCCAUUACCCAUGCCCGGCUCAGUAAAUCCACAUGAUGUUGAUCCAUACCGCAAGCGUGAUACAUUUUCCAUUGGCCGCGCAGCUUCUUCUUCUAUCCCCAAACCUGCCUCGCCAACCGGAGACCUGGAAGAUAGAGACGCACCUCGUGUCUCUUCGCCAGGUGCUUUAUCACAAACAGACCGGGAUUAUCAUCUCCCAGCGGGGAUGGUGAACAUCGGAUCAUCGGAAUACUAUCUCCGACCUGAAGCCAUCGAGUCCGUUUUCAUCAUGUUCAGACUGACAGGUGACGAUAUCUGGCGGGAGAAGGGUUGGAAGAUGUAUGAGGCGGUUUCAAGAUACACUCGAACGGAGUUGGCUAAUGCGGCCAUCACGGAUGUGAUGUCGCAGAGACCUGCACAGAAAGAUUCAAUGGAGUCGUUUUGGCUAGCGGAGACAUUGAAGUAUUUCUAUCUGCUCUUUAGUGAGACCGAUGUUGUGGAUUUGGAUAGAUAUGUUCUGAACACCGAGGCGCAUCCUUUUCAACGUCCGGUUUGA
This is a messenger RNA of Penicillium malachiteum, 2730 nucleotides long. Its product is annotated as class I alpha-mannosidase 1A. Gene Ontology annotation, cellular component: endoplasmic reticulum; Golgi membrane. NCBI's taxonomy places the organism in Eukaryota, Fungi, Ascomycota, Eurotiomycetes, Eurotiales, Aspergillaceae. The record is from RefSeq and is a predicted model, not a curated record. Gene Ontology annotation, biological process: N-glycan processing; carbohydrate metabolic process. Bases 1 to 2730 code for a protein of 909 amino acids. The transcript is spliced from 3 exons. Gene Ontology annotation, molecular function: mannosyl-oligosaccharide 1,2-alpha-mannosidase activity; calcium ion binding.